Messenger RNA from Acanthaster planci (crown-of-thorns starfish), 2684 nucleotides. It is a transcript of the gene c5orf49, whose product is annotated as chromosome 5 open reading frame 49. NCBI's taxonomy places the organism in Eukaryota, Metazoa, Echinodermata, Asteroidea, Valvatida, Acanthasteridae. The record is from RefSeq and is a predicted model, not a curated record.
CAGAGAACCAGCCACAUAAUCCGUACACGUACAUGUACUCAUUCGUGGUCUGAGCUGAGUGGGCACAUUUUCUCACAAAUUAGGCUCAAAAUGAACGUUGUUACCGCAGUUUUAGAAAGGCUGAACGAACAGGGAGGUGAUCUUAAUCGUCACCCUGGUCUUAUGGACAACGGUGAACCAAUAGCAGCAAAAUCAGCGUUCAGUUACGUACCGACAGUACGAGACGAUCCGAAGGAGCACUCAGUGUUCAAUAGUAAACAGAAGUCGGGACCGCAUUCAACCUAUGACAGAUUGUUUCACAAGCAAGAGGGGUAUAACAACAAGUUACAUCGAUGUGACAGAGAACACGCCAAAUCCAAGGGAUUAACCGUCAAUGAUGAGGAAAAAGAAAAGAUUAUUCCGUCGCUGUCUUCCUCUGAAUAUGGGCAUCGACUGCAGAACUUCAACGAUCCUCCUGGCAGGGACCACGUCCGUAUCGCUCAUGUCCAGACAGAGUUCUUUAGUCGGACAGGUAUCAAUAUAUCCAAUGAGAUGCACUGAGAGUGCCAAUUCUGACCUGAAGUGGGAUGCUGUAACUUUACUGUAGUUGAGCAUUACAGACAGGAUGGUACAUGCAACAACCAUGAACAGGUGCACAGUUGCAUGACCUCCGCCAGUGAAAGUGAAUACAGAAAUAUGACCAAGUAAGAGGUCUCUGGUUGGCAUGCAAUGCUGAGCCUGCAAUUUCUCCAGUGUGCCCUUUCCUAGUGAGCAUCUCUUACAAGUUCCACAUUUGUAUGCCACAGUGCUAUCCUCUUGAAGGGCUGGACUCGGGUGCACGUAAUAAGCAGCGCCAACAGUGAAAAAAAGUGUCCUCAUUUACAUGUAGAUGUUUUUUUUCCUCCUGAACGCUCCUCAGUUGCCCAAGGAGUGUAUGCAUUUUAUCCAUAGCAUGUACAGUACUGGAACUGUGCGUCAUGAAUUUUUGUAACACAUUUCAGUGGUGGAUCUAAAGGGGGCACAUGUGGGCUGGGCUUCCCCCAUUUUCCUGUUUUCUUAGAGAAACCAUUUCCCUUUCCCUAGAUACUUCUUGUAUUUUCAUCUGGUAAUUUAAUAACCUGAAAAAGGAGAUUAUCACUUACAUUCGUAAACCAUGGCCUGUUUGUAUUUUUGGGUUCACCAUCAUUUGGGUUCCCCCCCACUGCAAAAGCCUGGCAUCCUGUUGUAACUGCUAGAUGCAUCAACAGAAAUUGGCCUCAGAAGUAGUUGGACCACAGCAGCAGCAUAGGCAGGAUUCUGAGCGGGGGGGGAUAGAUGUUGAUAUUUCAUGGGGAGCAACCCCCCCAGCCACUCCGCUGGAUAACGGACAAGAUGUUCUGGAACAGAGUGUGAAAUAAACCUUUCCUUGAAAAGAAACGCCUUGGCCAUGAUGCCAGUUUGCCUAUGCACUUACAGUAAUUGAGUAUUUGCCCUUCGCUGUGGUCAUUUAUCAAGCACUGUGCAUACAGCAUGUAUUAAAUUAGCUACUGAUCAGCAAAUGAAAUAUUACAAUAUUUUUUGCCCAUGCAGAAACUCCAAUUCCAGUUGUGUACAUAAUUGAUGCUUUUGCAUUUAGUCUUUUAUAUUUUGAAUGAAUGUGCUCAUGUAUGUAUCAUGUAAUUUUAGAACUACCAAAUGAAGAAUUUUAUUCAAUUAAAAAAACCCAUCAUUUAGCUGUUCCAACUGAACGUGGUUGAGCCAUAAACAUUUCCAAUCCAGUUGACAAGCUGUCAGUCAUCAGUGGAGUAGUAAAAGCAGACCUUAAGAUGAUUAUGUUAUCUUGUGUUAUCUUGCGAGAUACUUGGCAUUCAGCAAAACAAUUCCCUCUGACUCCCUUCUGACUUUGAACAGGAAAACUGCACUUACAGAGGCUUGAUGUGGUGUUACUAAUUUAUUAUGGGCAAAGUCUGCUGGUUCUGUAGGCCACCAAUUAACACACCAGCUUUGUAAUACGCACACCCUGUGUGAUGUCCAUUUCUAUUUCUGAUGUAAAUGCCUUUUUCCUUUAAGUUUAAUCAAACACAUGUAUGAACUGGAUAUUUUCAGCUAUUUCCUGCAACUUCACUGACUGUACAUUGCAAGCCAACUGGCUCCCUGAAACAUGUAACAAAUCUGAGAUUAGAUAAGUAUUAAGCUAUUGUGUAAUGAGAUAUUUAAAAGCUUCAAGAUAAACUGGCAAAACAAUAGCUCUUAAAAGGUCACAUUUACAGUCAGGUUAUGCUAUUAUUUUCACUAGAAAUAAACAUGAGGGAAAGUCACAUCAGUGUUUUUAAAACAUAUAUCAAGUGUUGAAAUUAACCCAUUCUCUGAUGGCUUAUUUUGUGUAUUGUGUGAAUACGUAAUUCAUAUUUAAUGUUUGUUCAUAAUUUGUACAGGAAAAAAACUGGGAAAACUGGUGCCAAAUCUGACACCAAGUCAAUGGUCCCUCAAAUGUAAGCUUAGAUAUUGUACCGGUAAAUAGUGAGAGGUUAGUCAAACAAACUCCAGACAGUCGACCCAUUACUUUCAUACGAUUCUGGAUGUGGAUCUAUGGAUAAAAUUAAUUGACUUUCAUUUCUUGUGCCCUUGGGGCUCAUUCUAAUUAAAUACCCUAAGUAUUUUUGGACUAUUCACUGAGUGACUUGUGUGUGUAAUAAAGUUUGAAUUUAAUUAAUGCUUUUAUUUGA